CUAAAACGUAGUCGGCUCCAAUGCUUCACUUUCCAAUCGCCCCUGCGACCAAUGGCGACAGUGGCAGCGGCAGCGGCAGCGUGUUACUCGCACUCCGUGGGUCUCAUCUUCUCCCAUCUCCCUUCUCCUCCUCCUCGGCUCUCGCCUUCGCCUUCUCGGCGGCCCUUACCGAAACCAGCGAGCGGCCGAAGGUUUGCCUCAUCAGCUCUGCUGGCUGGCGGCGCCGGCCUCGCCCUCGCGGCCUCCGCCCAAGCUCUCCCUUUCGGCCCCCCGGUGGCUCUCACUGUGCUGCAGGAGCCGGCGAACGCGCUCUCCCUGCCCACCUGGGCCAUACACGUGUCCAGCGUCAUCGAAUGGAUCACGGCCAUGGCGUUGAUUUGGGAAUAUGGGGAGAAAUCCAGUUUCCGAACUUGGAAAGGUCUUUCCUGGGGGAUGGUAAGAGAAAGGUCCCUCUUCUUGGUGGAGCAUUGUGUGCAUGCACGUGGCAUUUCUUUUAUAACUCAGAGUCUUUGGAGAUAUUGGUGGCUCUUCAGGCUGCACUAACGGUUAUUGGUAACAUAACUAUGUGCAUUGCUGCAUUUCGCAUAUUCAAAGCAUCUCAAGAAGCCUCCAAAAGUUCUUAGGUAUCCUUAAGAAGUUAUAACUUGAUUUCUCAUCUUCUACCAUGUCACCUUCAAGAUGACUGACUGAAAACAGCCCAAGUUUGUGCCCACGAGGCUGGGUGUCUGGUAUGUGUACGAAUCAUUUGACUGUGCUAGUGCAAGAUGCUGGAAAUCAAAUUAUGAGCAAGAGGAAAGGGAUCAAAACUCAUGGGGUGCAAGCUGCAUUUCCUUCAAGGGAAAAGCCAGUUUUGGAGUGCUUUGUAUGGCCUAUCUGUCAAUAUGAUUGACGUGGCUGUUUGAACAUCUUUUUGAGCCUGGUGAUCCUGUUGCUGCAUUUUUUUUGACCAAGAAUUAGACAUACACUUUCUGGUCGAAGUAUUUGGCAGUAAUGCACUUAUCAUAGUUUUCUACUAUUGACAUUGUUGAAUACUUGUUUUAUCAGUUCAAUGGCAAUUUGUCAUGUAGUAGUUUAAUUAUCUUGGUUGCUGUCCUGAUGCUGCUUUCUGUAUGACAUUGCUGCUCCAAAAUGAAUCUUUUGUAUCUAGGUUUUUUUCCCCC
Elaeis guineensis (African oil palm) is the source of this 1160-nucleotide messenger RNA. The record is from RefSeq and is a predicted model, not a curated record. Lineage: Eukaryota; Viridiplantae; Streptophyta; Magnoliopsida; Arecales; Arecaceae.